Messenger RNA from Xenopus tropicalis (tropical clawed frog), 1952 nucleotides. RefSeq names its product cyclin K (gene ccnk). The coding region runs from base 106 to 1821 and encodes 571 amino acids. Gene Ontology annotation, biological process: regulation of transcription by RNA polymerase II. The record is from RefSeq and is marked provisional. Lineage: Eukaryota; Metazoa; Chordata; Amphibia; Anura; Pipidae. The transcript has 11 exons. Gene Ontology annotation, cellular component: nucleus. Gene Ontology annotation, molecular function: cyclin-dependent protein serine/threonine kinase regulator activity.
GGCCGCUGAAAGCUGCUUGUGCUGCUAGCGUCCUGGCUCCCGAGGGGAAGUAGCGUGUAGGCUGGUGCCUGAUCUAACCUGUGUUUCAAAGGUAAAACUGCAUCAAUGAAAGAGAAUAAGGAGAAUUCUAGCCCUUCCACUGCUCCUGCAAGCCUGGACCAUGCAAAGCCAUGCUGGUAUUGGGAUAAGAAAGACCUGGCCCAUACUCCAUCACAGCUGGAGGGGCUUGAUCCUGCUACAGAGGCAAGAUACCGGAGAGAAGGGGCUCGGUUCAUAUUUGAUGUUGGAACCCGACUAGGGUUACAUUAUGAUACCCUUGCAACUGGAAUCAUUUAUUUUCACCGGUUCUACAUGUUUCAUUCCUUCAAGCAAUUUCCUAGAUAUGUGACUGGAGCUUGCUGUCUUUUUCUGGCUGGUAAAGUUGAAGAAACACCUAAGAAAUGUAAAGAUAUUAUCAAAACUGCCCGUAGCUUACUAAAUGAUGUACAAUUUGGCCAGUUUGGGGAUGAUCCUAAGGAGGAAGUCAUGGUCCUUGAGCGAAUUCUUCUUCAGACAAUAAAGUUUGACCUCCAGGUGGAGCACCCUUACCAGUUCCUUCUUAGAUAUGCCAAACAGUUAAAAGGCGACAAGAACAAAAUACAGAAAUUGGUUCAAAUGGCGUGGACUUUUGUAAAUGACAGUUUGUGCACCACACUGUCCCUACAGUGGGAGCCAGAAAUCAUAGCUGUGGCAGUUAUGUAUCUUGCUGGAAGGCUGUGUAAGUUCGAAAUACAGGAGUGGACAUCAAAGCCACUUUACAGAAGAUGGUGGGAGCAGUUUGUCCAAGAUGUUCCUGUUGAUGUGCUUGAAGACAUUUGUCAUCAAAUCCUUGAUUUAUAUUCUCAAGGAAAGCAACAGAUGCCUCAUCAUGGAGCUCCGCAAACCUCCCCUCAGGUUCAGGCACAAAUAGCUUCAGUUCAGCCUCAACAGCAGACCCAAAAUGCAGAUCUCCAAACAGCUCCUCAAAAAGAACAGCAACAGACCACAUCCCAACAGCCCAAGAAGCCUUCUCCUCAGUCAAGCCCUCCAAAGCCAGUGAAGCGACCUUUGCCUACUUCACCAAAAGAUGAUAGCAAAGUAAUAGAACAACCACUACCUAAACUAUCAAAAAUUGAGAUCUCGCAUCCACCUUUACCUCCUGUUCUUCCUCCACCAGAACGAAAACCUCUGGUCCCUAGUAUUGCUGUGAGCGAAGGAGAUCCUGCAGUUGCUUUAGAACCAGCAGAACAUACAAAGAUCCAGAUUCCUCCUCCAGCCCAUCCUGCUCCUGUUCACCAGCCUCCACCUAUACCUCAUCGACCGCCACCUCCUCCACCUGCUAGCUAUAUUACGGGGAUGUCUACAACCAAUUCAUACAUGUCUGGAGAGGGUUACCAGAGUUUACAGUCCAUGAUGAAGACUGAAGGGCCAACUUAUGGAAGUCUCCCCCCUACUUAUGGGCCCCCUGCUCAUUUGCCCUAUCAUCCUCAUGUCUUUCCACCUAAUCCUCCACCCACUGUACCACCGCCACCACCACCUUCUUCAUUCCCACCUCCUAACAUUCCUCCUCCUACACCUGUUUAUCCACCACCUCCAGCAUACAACCCCAAUUUUCCUCCUCCUAGACUGCCACCCACUCAUACAGUUCCCAGUCAUCCCCCUCCAGGAAUUGCCAUGCCACCAACCUCCUAUCCUCCUCCUGCUGUCCCACCGGGUGGGCAGCCUCCUGUUGUACCUCCUCCAAUUCCACCACCUGGGAUGCCACCAGUUGCAGGGCUGGGCCGUGCUGCUUGGAUGAGAUAACCAUGCUUUCUUGCUAUCAUAUCUAAGCUUUUCACUGCAGGGGGAGAGUUUUAAUCCCUGAUUACAUUUUUUUAUUGCCCAUCAUAAAAACACUGGUUAAUACCAAUUAAAAAAGCAGCUUUCUAAAACUA